AUUUCUCCAACAUUACGAUUACGUAAAGUACGAACUCGGCAAAAAUUUAUUACGGGUCGACUCACAUGGAUUUUGGCUAUUAUUGGUUGUUUAUUUUUUAUUCCGCUAGCAGUUGUGCCGUUUGUUGUACAUUCAUGCAAGGACGUACUUCAUUAUUGUCCAAACUGCAAUACGUUAUUAUCAAUUAGAAUUCGAUUUUGA
This is a messenger RNA of Dracunculus medinensis (Guinea worm), 201 nucleotides long. Lineage: Eukaryota; Metazoa; Nematoda; Chromadorea; Rhabditida; Dracunculidae. The record is from the annotation of a GenBank genome assembly.